This is a messenger RNA of Magnusiomyces paraingens, 2241 nucleotides long. RefSeq lists its product as uncharacterized. NCBI's taxonomy places the organism in Eukaryota, Fungi, Ascomycota, Dipodascomycetes, Dipodascales, Dipodascaceae. Gene Ontology annotation, molecular function: glycerol-3-phosphate O-acyltransferase activity; glycerone-phosphate O-acyltransferase activity. Gene Ontology annotation, cellular component: endoplasmic reticulum membrane. Gene Ontology annotation, biological process: phospholipid biosynthetic process. The coding region runs from base 1 to 2241 and encodes 746 amino acids. The record is from RefSeq and is a predicted model, not a curated record. The transcript has a single exon.
AUGUCAAGUACAGACGAGGCUUUGUCGGAAAAGCAGCCUUUGCUGAGUCCUCAGGAACCUAUUACUGCUGCUCCAGCAGAAGUUGCUUCUACCACAGAUUCAACUACCCCAGAAAACCAUGCCGUUCGCCCGACUGUAACAACCCCAGCCCAAUAUACCAGAAAGAAACCGUCCAUUGACAAGCAAACAAGCAUCUAUACAUGGAGUUAUGACUUGGUUGUGUGGAUGUUCCUUAAGGUCUUUGAGCUGUUUUUCCGCGAAAUCAGAUCUCGCGGUGCAUUCCGUGUCCCCAAAGAUGGCCCAGUGAUUUUCGUGGCCGCACCUCACGCAAACCAGUUCAUCGACCCAAUGCUCGUCAUGCAACAAGUUAAACGCGAAGCCGAUCGUAGAGUUUCUUUUCUUAUUGCAGAAGCUUCUCUUAAAAGAAAGUUUAUUGGUCUCAUGGCUAGAAUGACCCUGUCGAUUGGUGUUGUAAGAGCACAGGACAAUCUCAAAUCAGCAACUGGAGAAAUUACCAUCAACUUUGAAGAAAACCCACUCAAGGUCAUUGGCAAAGGAACAAAGUUUACUAAAGAAGCGUGUGUUCGCGGUCUUGUUGGUCUGCCACGAUCUCUUGGUAAUGCUGAAAUUGCUGAAAUCGUUAGUGAUACCGAAAUUAUUCUGAGAAAAGAGUUCAAAAGCACCAAGGGCAAGGCUUUGCUUGCUGAAGGAACCUCAUUCAAGUUGGCCCCUCACGUUGAUCAGUCUAAGGUUUACCAUCGCGUUUUCAGCCAUCUUAAUGAAGGCGGAUGUAUUGGUAUUUUCCCUGAAGGUGGCUCUCAUGAUCGCUCAGACUUGCUUCCUCUCAAGGCUGGUGUAGCCAUUAUGGCCCUUGGCGCUUUGGCUGAGCAUCCUGAUUGCAAUGUCAAGAUUGUUGCUGUUGGCAUGAAUUACUUCCAUCCUCACAAGUUUAGAUCCCGUGCUGUGCUUGAAUUUGGCCAUCCGAUUGAUAUCCCUCCUGAACUUGUCGAAGAAUAUCGUGCUGGUGGUGAAACCAAACGUGAGGCUGUCAAGGCCGUUCUUGACUUGGUCACUGACGGUCUCCGCGCUGUUACUGUCAGAUGCUCUGAUUGGGACACCCUUAUGACGAUCCAGGCUGCCAGACGUCUUUACAGCGGUGCCCAUAAGAUCCCCCUGCCUCUUGUCAUUGAACUAAAUCGCAGACUCUUAGAGGGAUACAACAAGUACAAAAAUGAGCCUGUCAUUAUCGACCUCCGGAAAAAUGUCACUUCUUACAACCGCGCUUUGAGUGAUAUGGGCAUAAAAGACCACCAGGUUGAAACUGCUAAUAUGAACAAAUUUACUGUUUUCGGCAAACUUAUUUACAGAACAUUUAAGCUCAUCCUCUUGUUGCUGCUCGCUCUCCCAGGUACCAUUCUCUUCUCGCCCAUUUUCAUUGCCACUCGUUUAAUUUCAAGAAAGAAGGCGGCACAGGCUCUCAAGGCCUCUACAGUCAAGAUCCAGGCUAAUGAUGUCAUUGCGACCUGGAAAGUUUUGGUUGCUAUGGGCUUAGCCCCUCUUCUUUACCUGAUCUACUCGUUGCUUGCCACAUACCUUGAGUACAAAUACCAGUUCUUGCCCGCCAUUCGACCACUCUACAUUAUCACCAUUCUCAUGUACUUUUUGUUUCAAACUAUCACAUAUGCGGCUCUUCUUAUUGGAGAAACUGGCAUGGAUAUUUUCAAAUCGCUCAGACCCUUAGCACUUGCUUUGUCACCCAGAUAUGCUGAUACACUGUCCAAGCUGCGAGAACAACGCCAGAACCUUGUGCUUCAAGUCACUGAGGUUGUCAACUCUCUUGGUCCCGAGUUGUACCCUGAUUUUAAAGACAUUAACAAGCUUGCCAAUCUGUCUCAUGAAGAUGACGAUGAUGAGUUUGAACACAAGUCACAUCACACUCGCUCAAAACGCAGCGAAUCUGUCAGCUCUUCUGGCUCACAUGCGCUUUCCAGAGUGACGUCGGAGUCCUCACUCGCAAAUAUGCCGUUGUUUGGCAAUGCUGACGACGAAACAUCCUCAUCAACUGGUGUUUCACGUAUUAAUAGCGGUGCACACUCGAGAUCGGAAUCUCGCGAUGGAGCUAAGUCUUAUGGCCACACUUCUGCCACUGAAAGAGGUGCAUUUGAGAGCGAAGUGAGCCAACGUAUUCGUGACGCCAUGGAGGAACGUGCGCGCCAACGUGGUACUGAUUACGAAGAUUAG